Symbiodinium necroappetens is the source of this 1105-nucleotide messenger RNA. NCBI's taxonomy places the organism in Eukaryota, Dinophyceae, Suessiales, Symbiodiniaceae. The record is from the annotation of a GenBank genome assembly.
GUGCUUUGCUUUCCUUCCAGCCCUGGGCAGCAUCAACAUCCAGCUCGGCGUUGUACCCUUGCUUGAAGAGGAGAGCCAAUCUGCAGCGGGCGUGGCCGUGGCAGUUGUCAUGGUGCUUCUUUGCCUCUGUGUGGCACCGCUGCUGGCGUGUCCGGGUCUUCGAAGGAAGCUGAUUAAAAGAAUCAAAAGGAGAUGCAGUCGCCAGCCAGACUCCAAGGUAUCGGCCAUUCCGCCUGAGCAGAAGGGAGAAGAUGUUGAAGACGUGGACGGGGACGACGAGGUAGUGAGCAAAGAGGGUGGAGGGCAGCCGGAGGAAGAACCGCAGGGCGAGCUGACCCCGCGCACGGACAUCGACGGACUAAACGAGCAGAUGGAGGCACCGCCCACUCCGGAUCAUUCUGAAAAAGAGAGGUCCCCUGGGUUAGCAGCUUUCGAGGACAUUCCGCAGCAGCCUGAAAUCAUCGAGCCUCCACCAGACAACAGGGACCAGGCAGAUGCCGAGGAAAGCGAGGCUUCUCUGACCAGCCCGCCGUCCACAACGAAGUCCCGCAAGGACAAGAAGAAGCGCAAGGAAGAGCGUAGAAAGGCCAAGGAGGAGAAGAAACAAGCGGAGGCACUCGUUGAAGGCUCCUCACACUUGCAGCUGCCGCGACCGUUGCCGCCACCUCCACUGCGGUCACCUCCGAAAAAAACUCUGCCUGCCCUGCCCUUCAAUCCUUCCUUCCACAGCGAAGGCAGCGCCAGAAGCCCUGCGGCUGUCGAAGCCCUGGCAAAGGCCACAGCCAUUCUGCAAGCUGCACAGAAAUUCAAGAAUCUCACUGCCGCGCAGGAUGAUGUGGGCCUGAGCGCCUACGGGCUAAGCAUGAAGGCUUUGUCUAAAGCCAUUGCGGGCCGAGAUGUUGAGGUUCUGGAGAAGGCACUGAAGGAUGCCGAAGCAGCGGGAGUAGGGAUUGAGCUGCUGGAGAAGGCCAGGGAGCGCUUGCGCGAGCUGCAGGACGCAGAAGCUCGUUCCGCUGCAAUCGAACAUCUCCAGGCAGCUAUGGCUGCGGCCGAUGCGGCGCUGCAAAGCACGACGCCAGAAGAAGGGCUCGGGUCUGCUAUCGAG